AUGCCUUCAACGUUAAGCCAGAUCAAUAUCAACAGUAGCAGCAAUACUGUGGUCAUUGACAAUAAUAACAAUGAUUACAUAAAGCCCAAAAAAAAGCGAAAUAUUUUUCAGAAAAGUGGAUCGAAAAUUUGUCGUCUGUUUAAUUGCAAGGGGAAAAAAACUACAAGCAAAAAUAAUAUCUCACACAAAAGACAAAGAUCGGUUCCGAUGACACAAACAACAACUGAAACAACUGUUGUUUCAUAUCAAGAACGUCAAUCACAAUCAAUAACAGCUCAAAUUCCUGUUAAUAAUAUCAAUGACAUUAACGUUAUCAUUUCUAAUGCUGAUAGUGUUACUAAUAAAAACUCUAUCAUUUCUAAUGCUGACGAAACAAUAACUUCUAUUAACAACAAUAACAUUAUAACCACCGACAACUCAAACUCCACCGCUGCUGAGUAUCAAUUGACAGCCUACGACAUUGCAUGGGUUGCAAUGAUCCCAACUUCCAGGUACAAACAAACAAAAGAUCCCAGAGAUUUCAUGUUGGCAUUCCCUGAAUGUUUUCGAUGGCUGUUGAAUUAUCAGGAUUCAAAAGGAAGUUGGGGAAAGAUCGGCGUGAAGAGUAUCGUUCCUUCUUUAUCGGUGCUUUUGUCUCUUAGAUUUUUUAAGGCUCGUGCUGGUGAAUAUUUCCAAGCGAAAUUGGAAGAUAUCGGAAUUACAAUUAAUCAUUUUCAGCAAAUGGUCACAAAAGGUGAAGCAUUUCUUCGUAAAACUCUAAAAAAUUGGAAUAUCGACAGCAACCAAUCAACCACUCCACACGAAAAAAUGAUCUUAUAUUAUCUUGAAGAACUUGAAAAAUUCAAUCCAUCCAACCCUUUUGAUUUCCCAUCAAGACAAAAACUAAGAAACAAUAACAUUAUCAGCAGGACACCACAUACCCGUCACUCAGCAUUACUUAACUUGACUAAUAAUUAUGUCCCAGUAGAGACAUUAAUUAGUAUAACGAUGGUAACCGACUCUCACUCUCUUGCUUCAGACUUCACUAUCCUCCAUAAUAAUUAUCGGACAUCGCCGGCAGCUACCGCUUCUUAUUUGAUUUUAGCUCCGCAUUGGGAUCGGGAAGCAUUCGGGUUACUUCAGAACAUGAUUAACAAUUGGAAAACGGUUCUUGCAACAUCUGGUCAAACAAACAACAUCACGACCACCACAUCAUCAUUUCCCCAUUAUGAUUUCGAAUCUUGUUUGGUGAUUGAAUGCCUCGGUGAUCUAGUUGACACGAUUGAAAGUGUAUCACCAAAUGACAAUAAUCUCUCGUCAUUACAUUUGAAAUUCGAAGACAUUGUGAAAUAUUUAAGAGAGCAACUCGAAGAACAAGAUGGCAUUAUUUUGACAGCGAUUCCUCUUAAUAACAAUAAAUCUUUAUAUAAAAUCAAUUACACCGCACUCGCAUUACGCUUGAUUACACAAUUUGAUCCGCUAAAUCGCAUAGACAUCGAAUCGUUUAUCCAAUCGUUUUGGAAUGGAAAAUACUUUAAUCACUUACCAAACGACGAACAAAAAGUCACAUCAACUGUAUUCAAUGUCCACGCGUUAGAAGUUUUAUUAAUAGAGCGUGAAAAGUUGAAAAACCGAAAACAAUACAGAAUCUCCUUUGAAGUGGAGACAGCCCUCGGGAAAUACACAAGCUUCAACCUCGAUUAUAUAAUUACCAGCACAAUAACGUUCAUCCAAUCACAACGCGCCAAAAACUUUCUUUGGUUAGAUGAUGCGCCACACAAUUCGCCGUGGUACACUACAAUGCAAACCAUAAAAACACUAUUGUCACUUGUCGAGCACCCACGAGUUCUUGUCUCGACUUCUUUCAAGAACAAACCUUCGCUUAUGGCAUAUUGUCGAUCAACAAUUGAUCACGCACUCGCCACACAGCAUCCAGACGGCAGCUGGGGGACAACUUCCUCGUAUGACGCGCUAGGAAAUCUAGAAGAAACAAGUUACGUCAUACAAUUAUUGAAAAUCGCGAAUGAAUAUGGGGCUUCGGAUCAUGCAUUAAUGGACGCGCUUGCAAAAGGAUGUGAUUAUCUUUUUCGGCAUUUUGAUUCUGCAAUGAAUGAUCCUAAUUAUUUUUAUAAUUUUGAGCCACCGCUUUGGGGAAAUCAUAUCACUCAAAGAUUGGUUCGUGCGUUGAUACUUUGUGCACUUAAGGAUCCUUCUUCAAAGAAUAAUGAUGAUGACAUUGGUGGUUAUUAG
Messenger RNA from Ambispora gerdemannii, 2229 nucleotides. The record is from the annotation of a GenBank genome assembly. Lineage: Eukaryota; Fungi; Glomeromycota; Glomeromycetes; Archaeosporales; Ambisporaceae.